Messenger RNA from Andrographis paniculata, 4248 nucleotides. Its product is annotated as protein TONSOKU. Gene Ontology annotation, molecular function: protein binding. The record is from RefSeq and is a predicted model, not a curated record. The transcript has 19 exons. Gene Ontology annotation, cellular component: nucleus. The coding region runs from base 118 to 3975 and encodes 1285 amino acids. NCBI's taxonomy places the organism in Eukaryota, Viridiplantae, Streptophyta, Magnoliopsida, Lamiales, Acanthaceae. Gene Ontology annotation, biological process: epigenetic regulation of gene expression; meristem structural organization; response to DNA damage checkpoint signaling.
CCAAAUUGGCGGGAAGUUAAUUUGCUCAUGCCACAAUUUCACAAGAAACCCUCCCAAGUCCCAAACUGGAAUUGCACCGGAAGAUUGAUCGGAGAUCUUUGAUCGAACCCUGUAAUAAUGCCUCGGAAGGAGGAUGGGAGCCGCCAGCAGCAGCUGAGCGCGGCGAAGAGGGCAUACAAGGCGGCGACAGAGGAGGGUAAUCGGCAGGAGGAGGCGCGGUGGGCGAAUGUCAUCGGAGACAUACUCAAGAACCGAGGGGAGUACGUGGAGGCUCUGCGAUGGCUGCGAAAGGACUACGAGAUUUCCGUUAAGUACUUGCCGGAGAAGCAGCUGCUCGCCACUUGCCAGUCCAUUGGUGAACUUUAUCUCCGCCUUCAGCACUACAGCGACGCUCUAAUUUAUCAGAAAAAGCAUUUACAGCUUGCCAAGGAUCAGGAUGACCUCAUAGAACAACAAAGAGCCAGCACUCAGCUUGGGCGAACUUACCAUGAAAUGUUUUUAAAAUCUGAGGAUGAUCAUAGCUCAGUUCGGAAUGCUAAGAAAUAUUUUAGAUCUUCAAUGAAACUAGCUAGAAUGAUCAAGGAAAAUCCACCUUCUGAGAGAGUUUCUUUUAUAAAGGAGUAUAUUGAUGCCCAUAAUAAUAUUGGGAUGAUUGAAAUAGAUCUUGACAACUUGGGUGAAGCAGAAAAGAUUCUUACCCGAGGAUUGGAUAUCUGUGAUGAAGAAGAGGUCAUUGAACAUGACGAUGCACGCAGUAGACUCCAUCACAAUCUUGGAAAUGUAUACUUGGAGCUCAGGAAAUGGGAAAAAGCUUACGAGCACAUAAAAAAGGAUAUUAUUAUCUGUAAGCAAAUAGGGCAUUGUCAAGGGGAGGCUAAAGGUUACGUUAAUCUUGGAGAGCUGCACUACAGGACUCAAAAGUACAAUGAAGCCAUUGCAUCUUAUCAAAAAGCACUUGAUUUGGCAAAGUCAUUGGAGGAUGAGGAUGCUUUAGUAGAUCAAAUUGAUCAAAAUCUUGAAACUGUUAGAGAAGCGAUGAAAGUGAUGGAAGAACUUAGAAAAGAAGAGCUGAACUUUAAGAAACUUGAAAGAAACACAGAAUUUGCUAGAGGCACAGAAAGAGAAAGGAAAUGCCUGCUGAAGCAGGAUGCAUCUCUUGAUUUCCUCGUGGAGAAAUCAAGGAUCAUCUUUGCUUGGAUUAAACUUCGUGAAUAUGGAAAAAAGAAGAAGAGGAUAGCAAGUGAACUUUGUGACAAAGAGAAGCUAAGUGAUUCCUUUCUAGUCAUUGGCGAAUCAUACCAGAAGUUGAGGAAAUUCCUUAAAUCCCUUAAAUGGUACACGAAGGGGUGGGAAACCUAUCGCUUGAUUGGAAGUGUGGAGGGACAAGCAUUGUCGAAGAUUAACAUAGGAGAUGUUUUGGACUGCAGUGGUGAUUGGCAAGGUGCUUUAGAUGCUUUCAAAGAGGGAUACAGGAUCGCUGUUAAGGGGAACCUGGUUUCAUUGCAGCUCUCUGCUUUGGAAAACAUGCACUAUAGCUACAUGAUUCGUUUUGAUGAUUCUGAGGAGGCUGGGAGGACAAAAUUGUUAAUUGAUGAAUUGAAGAACUCCAAAAAUGAAGAGCUUGUGGCGAGUGGGCUUUCAGUAGAUUGUUGUUCUGAGACUAAAACAGAGUUGGAUAACAUCUCAGCAGAUGAUAAGUCUGAUGGUAGCUUUUCACCACAGAAAUGUGAACUGAAUCCCUUGAGAGGAAUGUCUAGUGAUGGUGGUAAGGAAUCAAAUGAAAAUGUACCUUCGAGAUCCUUACUUCAAUCUAAUAAAAAUUUAGUAAAGCAGCAAAGUGCUUGUGGAAUUGCACAUAAUGCUUCUUCCAGACCAUGUGAAUCGCCCAGAGAGAGCACAUGCAGAUCCACUGAUAGUUCUACUGUAAACCGUAAGCGUGUACGGGUUAUCAUUUCUGAUGAUGAGGGUGAGAAUGCAGAUGAUUGUUGCUCGAAGAGGCUACAUUGCAAGUGUCCAGCUGAAGGCAUUGCAACUUCUGAGGAGUCAACCAGAAAAUCUGUCACAAUCCCCAUUAGUGAGACCCAGGAUGCUUCACCUUUUGCCUCGAGAUGUCCAGACGGUACUUGCACUCCAAAACCUGAGAAUAGCAUCACAGGCACACAUGAUGAGCAACGUAUCAUGUUCAAAAUUGAGCAUGAUUUGGUACAUAUGGACCUAGAUAUAAGCACUUUGGCUGACAAACUUGACGUGGAACAAAUGAAGAUUGAGUUGGCAUGCAUGUACUAUUUGCAACUCUUCAGAGAAAAAAAAUCCAGAGCAGGGUUGGUUCCAGUUAUUCAACAUAUGAAGUAUGGUGGUCAAAUUCUUAAAUCCAUAGAAACACUUUAUAACUUAAGAGAUCAUGGACAAGAAAAGAUAUUGUUAGAGCUUUCAGUUGUUAUGGUGUCAAAACACGUGAUGAAACUUUACCUUGACUGCUGUGAAGAACUAUCUGAACCACCAAAUAUGGAAGUUGUACGAAACUUGUAUACCUUAGAGGUGUCAGAAGAUGAAAUUAUAGUGUCUGAUUGCCAAUUGCGAGAUGUAUCUGCACAACCAUUACUGAAUGCUCUUCGCCUGCACAAAACACUUGCUGUCUUGAACCUUUCUCAUAAUCUAUUGGGAAAUGGAACUGUUGAGAAACUUAAAGAACUAUUCAUGUCAUUAGAGCAAAGUUAUGGUGGUCUGGUACUUGAUUUGCAUAAUAAUCGACUGGGCCCAGCUGCUCUGUUUCAGAUUUGUGAGUGUCCAGUGUUGUACACUCGACUGGAAGUUCUCAAAAUAUCAGGAAACUGCCUUACUGAUGCUUGUGCAUCUUACAUUUCGACUAUCAUUCGGCGCUGCAGAGAUCUUUAUAGUUUGGAUAUAGAGAACUGUUCAAUCACAUCAAGAACAAUUCAAAAGGUUGCUGAUUCAUUGGAUUCGCUAUCAGUACUUACGCACCUUUCUAUAGGACACAAUCACCCUGUAUCUGGAAAUGCCUUGAUUAAUCUUUUGCUCAAGCUUUCCACUUUAAAAGGGUUUCAAGAGUUAAAUCUCAGUGGGCUAAAGCUAAGCAAGCCUGUAGUUGAUAGCCUUAGUGAACUUGCUAAGAAUUGCUGUUUGUCUGGUUUGCUGCUAGGAAAUACCAAUAUUGGAACUGAGGGUGCAAUGCAGUUGAUUAAACCAUUGUCCAAGGACACUCAAGAAUUGGUCAGGCUUGACCUAUCAUUCUGUGGACUUUCUAGUGUCUUCAUUACUAGGCUUAAAGACGAAGCAUCCUUAUUUAAUGGUCUUCUAGAGUUGAAUCUCGGUGGAAAUCCAAUCAUGAGAGAGGGUUGCAGUGAAUUGGCAUCUUUACUCAGCAGCACUCAAUCCUGUUUAAGAGUUCUCAUUGUCUGCAAAUGCCAACUCGGUCUGGUUGGCGCCAUUCGUGUGAUACAAUCACUGUCAACGAAUUCUUCUCUCAUAGAACUCAAUCUGGCCGACAAUGUUACUCCAACAGAAAUUCAAGCUCUAGCAAACAGCCAUGGAUCCUCACAAGAAAAUGCAAACACCAACCAAGCCGGCGAUCAUUCAUCAAAUGCACCUGCAGCAACUAAUGAAGACACAAAUGAAAUCCAGCUCGAGGUUGCUGACAGCGAAGACGAGGAUCCAACAGGGGCAGAGGCUACAGUAUCCAUCUCCCGAAAGAGUGUGUGCAUUUCAGAAUGCCAGCUGAUGAAAGAACUUGCAAGUUGGAUAAGACUGGCUGGGAACUUAAAGCUGUUGGAUCUUAGUCGCAACGGGCUCCCUACAGAAGCCAUAGAGAUGCUGUUUUCAGCAUGGUCUUCAGGUGCUAGAGAUGGCGCGGCACGAAAACACAUUGUGCAGGAGGAAGACGACGGGACUGUCCAUUUUAGUGUGCAGGGUAAGAAGUGCUGUGGCUCUACAAGACCAUGCUGCAGAAGAGGUUAGGCCCCUUCAUACCAAAAUCUAUUCUCUUCUUCAUUGUUGAUAUCAUAUUCUCUUUUUAAUUAAUCAUUCUUAGAAUUACAUUUUGGCAUGCAACAUUUUUUUUAUUUUUUUUUAAUAACUGCAUAAAAUUUUACUAAAGAAUUGACUCUUGAUACCUCAUACCUGUGAAUGGACUCAUAUUAAGAUUAGAAUAGCUCAAACUAUUUGGAACUGACAGUUCCAAUUUUUGUCAAAAUGAAUCAAGUUCAAAUUGAGUGUCGCAAAUCAUAUGGA